AGAAUUACUGUAUACAGUUCCCUCAACUCAGAAUCAUCAAUGGAGAUUUCCGUUGACAACAAAGCCUUGCUUCACCUAAUGCUGCUCUUGUUGUCGUUGUCCUUUCCACCGUCGGCCUCCGGCCUGGCUUGCCACGCCGGAGACAAACAAGCAUUGCUUGAAUUCAAGGCCAAGAUCACCUACGAUUCAGGACUGCUGGAUUCCUGGAAUCCUUCCACUGAUUGCUGCAGCUGGGAUGGCAUCGGAUGUGAUUCUUUUGGCAGAGUCAUCAGUCUCAACCGUCCAGGCCAUUUCUCCAACCCCUUCCCUGUUGAGGCGAUCAUGAAAGGAACUUUAUCCCUUUCACUUGGGAAUCUGACCUUCCUUCAGAAUCUGAACCUGGAAUUUCUCAUGGAACUCGAAGGUCCUAUUCCACCGGAGUUUGGCAAGUUGACCAGGCUUAACAACCUCUCUCUUGAAUCAAACAUGCUCACAGGAUCAAUACCGACCACAUUCCGAAACCUUUCUGACCUCAAGCAACUUUAUCUCAGCGACAAUCAGAUUUCGGGUAGCAUUCCUUCCUCUGUUUUUGAAUCCUUACGUUCACUUACUGAACUUGGUCUUUCAGGAAACAGAUUGUCUGGGCCAAUUCCAGAGUCAAUUGGUACCUCGUCCUUGCUAACAAUGAUUUUUCUUUAUGGAAAUAAUCUUUCUGGUCCUUUACCUUCAAGCAUAGGCAAGCUUAAGCACCUUACAUUUCUGGACCUCUCCGAAAAUCAAAUCACAGGCAGCAUUCCGUCUUCCUUUUCGGGGCUUAGCUCUCUGGAGGACUGCUUUUUAAGGGAGAACAGGCUAACGGGUAGUUUGCCACUGUCGAUCGGAAUGCUCUCAAAUAUAAAACGGCUAUAUCUUCAAAACAACAGGCUUACCGGACAACUGCCUGCAACAAUUGGCAAUCUUGUUAAUGUUACUGAUUUGUUGCUUUCUAAAAACAGUCUCACAGGCAGGAUCCCUCCAAGUUUUGGGAAUUUAAAAAACCUGGAGAACCUGGAUUUAUCAGAAAAUCAGCUUUCGGGUCCAAUUCCUCCACACACAGCCAAUAUCCCCGCAUCUGCAUUCAAGAAUAAUUCUGGUUUGUGUGAUGCUCCUCUUCCUCCUUGCAAGCAUGCUUAAAAUAUUUCCUUAUAGAGUUCAAAAUAUCUUCCUUGGGAUUCACUGUGUGAAAGAAACACUCACAUCCAAA
Rubroshorea leprosula is the source of this 1222-nucleotide messenger RNA. The record is from the annotation of a GenBank genome assembly. Lineage: Eukaryota; Viridiplantae; Streptophyta; Magnoliopsida; Malvales; Dipterocarpaceae.